This is a messenger RNA of Colletes gigas, 7975 nucleotides long. RefSeq names its product fatty acid synthase (gene FASN1). Gene Ontology annotation, biological process: fatty acid biosynthetic process. The coding region runs from base 354 to 7535 and encodes 2393 amino acids. The transcript is spliced from 8 exons. Gene Ontology annotation, molecular function: 3-oxoacyl-[acyl-carrier-protein] synthase activity; fatty acid synthase activity; oxidoreductase activity. The record is from RefSeq and is a predicted model, not a curated record. Lineage: Eukaryota; Metazoa; Arthropoda; Insecta; Hymenoptera; Colletidae.
CGACGUGCUCGCGACGCUGGUGUCGGUUAUUGACGAUAAGAAACCGCACGUCGCGCCUAAAGUCACUGAACAGCAGAACCAUUUUCUAGAUUAUAAAAUUCGAUACAUUCCAUUGUCUCUUCAGUGCAGAAAGCACAAGCCGGUGGAUAAGAUCCGCUCUAUUCAUUCCAAAUAAAUUUCGUUGUGUACAAAUCAUAGGAUUCUGGGCAUCCUUGAGUAAAAGAAAGAUAGAAUUUGCAACAUUUGCCAGGAUUAUAUCCACGUGUGAGCUUACUGUCCACUAGGUUUUCACGUCUGAUAAAUUCUGCAAAAGGAACAUUUUGAGAGAUCGUCGUAUUAUUACAUCUAUAAUAAUGCCAGCUCAGUUUGAAAGUGCAAACAGUCCCAUUGUGAGAGAGCCAACCAUGAUGAACGGUAAUGCCCCGUAUACGCUCAACGAUGAAAUCGUCAUCAGCGGUUUUUCAGGCCGCUUUCCGGAGUCGAUGGACGUAGAAGAAUUUAAAAAGAAUUUAUUCGAUGGCGUCGAUAUGGUCACAGAUGAUGCACGACGAUGGCCUUCCGCUAUUUACGGUAUACCUACAAGAACCGGCAAACUGAAAGAUCUAGCAUCGUUUGAUGCUACCUUCUUUGGUGUCCAUGCCAAACAAGCUCACGUAAUGGAUCCACAGCUCCGUAUGCUUUUGGAAACAACGUACGAAGCAAUAGUCGAUGCUGGUAUUAAUCCAAACGAUAUUAGAGGGUCCAAGACUGGUGUAUUUAUCGGUGUUUCAGCCUCGGAUACGGAAGAAUAUUGGACUAACGAUCCAGAUGCCGUAAAUGGAUAUGCUUUAACGGGUUGUUGUAGAGCCAUGUUUUCGAACAGGAUUUCGUAUACAUACGAUUUCAAUGGGCCAAGUUAUGCAAUAGACACUGCGUGUUCUUCAUCUUUGUAUGCCAUGCAUCAAGCAAUCGCCGCGAUGCGUACGGGUGAAUGCGAUGCAGCGAUCGUUGGUGGUUGCAAUAUUCCCUUGAAGCCCGUAGGUUCGUUGCAAUUUCACAGGUUAAGUAUGUUGUCUCACGAUGGUACUUGCAAAGCGUUCGACGCCGAUGGAAAAGGUUACGUGAGAGCAGAAGCUGUCGGAGUACUCUUUUUGCAAAAGUCAAAGGAUGCACGCAGAGUGUACGCCACUGUACUGCACUCAAAGACAAACAUCGAUGGAAACAAAGUUCAGGGCAUUACGUUCCCCAGUGGUGACAUGCAGAACAAAUUAAUGCGCGAGAUUUACGAUGAAGUAGGCAUUAAUCCUGCCGACGUUGUAUACGUGGAGGCACACGGAACCGGUACUAAAGUUGGUGACCCGCAAGAAGUUAAUUCGAUCGCAAAUCUAUUCUGUAAAGGCAGAAAGACACCGCUUCUUAUGGGUUCUGUUAAAUCUAACAUGGGUCAUUCGGAACCUGCGAGCGGUGUUUGUUCUCUCGCGAAAAUGUUUAUCGCCAUGGAAACGGGCGUGAUCCCGGCCAAUUUACAUUACAAAUCUCCAAACCAAGACAUACCUGCUCUAAGCGAUGGAAGGAUACAAGUCGUAGACAAACCUACACCAUGGAAAGGUGGUCUUGUAGCAAUUAAUUCAUUCGGUUUUGGUGGAGCAAAUGCACAUAUACUUCUUCGUACCAAUUCGAAACCAAAGUUGUCCCCAGUGUUAGAUAGUAAAUUGCUCAAGCUUGUUACGGUAUCAGGUCGUACAGAGGAAGCUGUACAGGUACUCUUAGAUAAAGCUAUCGAAUAUGAGGAAGACGAUGAAUUUAUUGCCCUCCUUCACGAUACUUAUGCGAAUAAUAUAACGGGGCAUCUGUACCGUGGUUACGCUGUAAUGGGAAACAUUAAUGUCGAAGAAAUUAAUCAAUAUAACUCGCCGGAGAAACGUCCUGUUUGGUUUGUGUUUUCUGGCAUGGGAUCUCAAUGGGCAGGUAUGGGCAGAGAAUUGCUUUGCAUCGAACCAUUCCAAAGAAGCUUGCAACGAUGCGCUGACGUUUUGAAACCAGAGGGAAUUGACUUGAUGAAUCUGAUUUUGAACGGAACGCCUGAAACCUUCGAUAACGUUAUCCACAGUUUCGUGUCAAUCGCAGCCAUUCAAGUCGCCCUUGUCGAUGUACUGUCUCAUCUUGGUAUUCAUCCUGAUGGUAUUAUUGGACAUUCCGUUGGUGAAUUAGGCUGUGCCUACGCAGAUGGUACUUUUACUCCGGAACAAACAGUAUUGGCUGCUUAUUGGAGAGGAAGAUCGAUUAUGGAUUCGAAGCUACCGCCAGGAGCUAUGGCUGCUGUAGGAUUUAGCUGGGACGAAGCUAAGGCACGAUGCCCGCCUGACGUUUCGCCGGCCUGUAACAACGCGGCCGAUUCUGUAACCAUUUCCGGUGGAAUCGACGCAAUCAACAAAUUUGCGGAACAGCUGAAGAAAGAGAACGUCUUCGUAAAAGUAGUAGACAGUUCUGGUAUUGCGUUCCACAGCAAGUAUGUAGCCCCAGCAGGUCCAAACUUGCGUGCUGCGCUCGAGAGGAUUAUACCGAAUCCGAAACAACGAUCCCCUAGAUGGAUCUCUACGUCGAUACCUGAAGAAGCUUGGGGCAAUCCAUUGGCGCAACUUAGCUCCGCAGCUUAUCAUGUAAAUAAUUUAUUAUCGCCCGUACUUUUCCAACAAGGGCUCUCUCAUAUUCCGGAUAAUGCGAUAACGAUUGAAAUUGCUCCGCAUUGUCUGUUGCAAGCAGUUUUACGUAGAUCAUUGCCACCAACUGCGACCAACAUCGGUUUACACAAGAGGGAACACGCAAAUAACGUUGGCUUCUUCCUCGAGAAUAUAGGAAAAUUAUACAUGGAAGGUGCACAACCUAAACUAUCGAAAUUGUAUCCGCCGAUCACUUAUCCGGUUGGUCGUGGUACACCGAUGAUAAAUUCUCUCGUUAAAUGGGAUCAUUCCACCGAAUGGAGCGUAGCUUCCUUUAUGUCGAACGAAGGUACUUCUGGAGAAAGCGUGGUUGAAGUUGAUCUGUCUAAAGAAACUGACGCGUACAUUGCUGGCCAUACGAUUGACGGAAGAGUUCUUUUCCCGGCCACCGGGUAUCUGGUAAUUGUUUGGAAGACUCUUGCAAAAUUACGCGGUGUCGACUAUGAACAAUUACCGGUAAUCUUUGAAAAUGUAGCCUUCCAACGAGCUACAAUCAUGCCGAAGGAAGGUUCGGUCAAGUUUUUGAUCAAUAUAUUCAUGGGAACAGGUGAAUUCGAAAUUUGUGAAAACGGAGCCGUGGCGGUGACGGGAAAAAUAUCUGUGCCGGAAAGCACCGAAAAGAUGUUGUUGAAUUUGCCAGUGCCGGUUGUUCGAAACGAACGUGAAUUAUUGGAAUUGAAUCCCAAUGAUGUUUACAAAGAACUCAGAUUACGAGGAUACGAUUACAGCGGAGUCUUUCAAGGUGUUAAAUCCGCCAACAAUCGGGGAGGUAUUGGCAAAUUACUUUGGUCCAACUGGAUUCCAUUCAUAGACACUAUGCUUCAAUUUAGUAUACUCGAGAAGGACAUGAGAGCAUUAUAUUUACCAACUCGUAUGCAAUAUGCUGCCAUCAAUCCUACCGUUCAUCUUGAAUACGUUAAAAACUUAAAAGAAGACGAAGGCGUCCCGGUAUACUCUUACUCGAAUAUCGGUGUUAUUAAAUCAGGCGGUGUCGAAAUAAGAAAAAUGAAAGCCUCCUUGGCUCCGAGGAGACAACAAUCCCAAGCUGCACCUAAACAUGAAAAAUACACCUUUGUACCUUAUGUAAAUCCUCAACCAUUGGUACAAGAUCCUGACAAAGCAAAAGUACAAGCGCUCACGGUUUUAUUACAAACUAUUUGCGAAAACUCAAGAGGAAUAAAGGUUAAAGCUGUCGAAGUAGCUGAAGGUCGUCCUGCAGAUGUUCUUUUUGCAUCAACCGUGUUGGAAAUUCUUUACGGUGAACCCCAGAUUGCUGUUGACUUGCAAGUGACUACUACAGGUUCAGUUGACCAGUACAGUAGCUUAGCAGCAUUAAAUGUUAAAGCUAUACAGCGCGAUUUGAACACUGCAGCCGUUGGUCAAGAUCUAAAUCUUGUGUUGGCAUAUAACGUGCUGUCCAAUAAAUCAAACCAAUUGCAAAAUAUAUCGCAGAGUUUGAAGUCUGCAGGAUUUGCAUUAUUGGAAGAAACUAGUCAAUUUGAUCUUAAUUUGCUAAAGGCCACGGAUCUAGUAUAUGUAGGAAAACAAGUUACGCCUGGAAAGACUUACCUACUCUUGAAAAAGAAAGAGCAAAAAUCGAAACCGAUCGUUGUACACGUAACGGAAAAUAAUUUCAAUUGGGUUGAAAAUGUCAAGGCAGCUUUAAAAACAGCCGUGGCCAAAAAGGAGCAAGUUCUUUUUGUAAACCAAGGCGAAAAAUUAUUUGGUAUGGCUGGCUUUAUGAAUUGUAUUCAGCAAGAAGAAGGUGGUGCUGGGUCGCGCUAUCUAUUCAUCCAAGACAAGAACGCACCUAAGUUUAGUCUAGACAAUAAAUUCUAUGCUGAGCAAUUAGAGAAACAGUUAAUAGCCAACGUCUUGAAAGGAGAACAAUGGGGAUGUUACCGACAUUUGCAAUUGGAUCAGCAAAAUGGCGCGUCGUCUCUCCAAGUUGAGCAUGCUUAUAUUAACGCAUUGUACAGGGGUGAUUUGAGUAGUUUACGAUGGAUCGAAAGUCCAUUGAGCUAUUACCAACCAGAAAAAUGCCCGAACACAGAGUUAUGUUACGUAUACUACGCACCUCUAAACUUCAGGGACAUAAUGUUGGCGACUGGAAAAUUGCCACCGGAUGCUCUUCCUGGAAACUUGGCCAACCAAGAUUGUAUAUUGGGUCUUGAGUUUUCUGGACGUAAUUCAAAGGGUCAACGAAUCAUGGCAAUGGUACCAGCACGUGGUUUAGCAACCACUGUUGUAGCUGAUCCCGGUUUCAUGUGGGAAGUACCUGACAAGUGGACAUUGGAAGAAGCAGCAACGAUUCCAGUAGCUUAUGCAACGAGUUACUACGCUCUCUGUGUCAGAGGAGGAUUAAAACCCGGCGACAGUGUUCUUAUUCAUGCUGGAAGUGGAGGUGUUGGACAAGCUAGUAUUUCCAUAGCUUUGCACGCAGGCUGCACAGUAUUCACCACUGUUGGUACACAAGAAAAGCGAGACUUCUUGAAGAAAAUGUUCCCUCAAUUAACGGACAAGAAUAUUGGCAAUUCUCGAGAUACUAGUUUCGAACAACUGGUUCUUACUCAAACUAAUGGUCGUGGUGUUGACAUAGUACUCAACUCAUUGGCGGAAGAAAAAUUGCAAGCCAGUCUAAGGUGUCUUGCUCUAGGCGGCCGUUUCCUAGAAAUUGGAAAAUUCGAUCUGUCCAACGACGCGCCUCUGGGAAUGUCGAUGUUCCUGAAAAACACUUCUUUCCACGGCAUUCUUUUAGACGCUAUCUGCGAAGAUAAUGGUCCAGAGAGACAAGCCGUAGUAAAACUCGUUAGAGAAGGAAUAAAAAAUGGCGCCGUUCGUCCACUUCCUUCGACAGUCUUUACAGAACAGCAAAUCGAACAGUCGUUUAGGUUCAUGGCUACGGGUAAACAUAUUGGUAAAGUUCUGUUAAAGAUUCGAGAGGAAGAGAAGAAAAAAGUUACGUCCCCGGUACCCAAAAUAGUCGCAGCUAUUCCGCGUACGUACAUGAAUCCGGAAAAAUCGUACAUAUUGGUCGGUGGUCUUGGUGGAUUUGGUUUAGAAUUUGCAGACUGGAUGAUAACCCGUGGCGCGAAAUAUAUAGUAUUGACAUCACGAUCUGGAAUACGUACUGGCUUCCAGGCAUUAUGCGUUCGUCGUUGGCGCGAAAUGGGUGUAAACGUUUUGAUUUCUACAGCAGAUGUAACCACAUUGCCUGGAGCAAAACAACUCAUUAAAGAAAGUGCCGCAAAAGCUCCUGUCGGCGGAAUAUUUAAUUUGGCUGCUGUCUUACGGGACGAUUUGAUUGAGAAUCUCCAGGGUAGCGAUUUCGCGACCGUAGCAUUACCCAAAGUUACCGGAACUAAAUAUUUGGAUGCAGUAUCCCGGGAAUCUUGUCCUUCGUUGGACUACUUUGUUGUUUUCUCGUCUAUAACAAGCGGAAGGGGAAACAUUGGUCAAACGAAUUACGGUCUUGCAAAUUCUGCUAUGGAAAGAAUAAUGGAACACCGACAAUCGAACGGUUUACCUGGCCUUGCUAUACAAUGGGGAGCUAUUGGAGACGUCGGCUUAAUUUUAGAAUCACUGGGUGGUGGUAAUGAAACCGAAGUGGGUGGUACUUUGCCACAACGUAUUGCAAGUUGUCUCGAUACGAUGGAUACGUUCCUUCAACAACCUCAUCCCGUUUUGGCUUCCUGUGUUGUGGUAGACAAACGCAAACUCGCGGAUAAUACAAACAAAGUCAGCAUUGUUCAGGCAGUUGCCAACAUCUUGGGCAUUAAGAAAUUGGAGUCUAUCAAUACCAGUGUUACUUUGGCCGAUUUUGGAAUGGAUUCUUUAAUGGGAACGGAGAUCAAACAAACCCUCGAAAGGAAUUACGACUUAAUAUUGUCAGCACAGGAGAUUCGUACUUUAACGUUCGAAAAAUUAUCUGCAAUUGACUCUGGUUCAACAGAGGAUGUAGGAGGAGCGGAAGAAGCAGAAGAAAAUGUAGCAGAAUUUCUGUACCAAUGCGACGGCACAGAAAUUGUACCUACGGAGCCUCUUAUACAAUUGAAAACAAAGAAUUCAAAAGGAGUUCCUAUAUUCUUCGUUCACGCAAUCGAAGGAAUGGUAGCUGCGUUCAAGAGUGUAACUACUGAGUUGGAUCGACCUGCUUGGGGAUUCCAAUGUGUCAAAAAUGUCCCAUUAGAUUCUAUAGCAGAAUUAGCACACUUUUACAUAAAUGAAAUGAAAACAGUUCAAAAGAAAGGACCAUAUCACAUAGUGGGUUAUUCCUUUGGAGCUUGUGUUGCUUUUGAAAUGGCUGUUCAACUAGAAAGUGCAGGAGAAGUAGUAGUUUUAACUCUACUCGACGGUUCACCAGAAUUUAUAAAAUUACAUUCUGAAGCAAUUGGAAAACAAGCUACCCAAACGACACAAGAUGUAAGUUCAGAUGGUCUCCGAAAGUGUCUAUCAUUCUUUAUUAAGCAGUUCAAUCCGAAGAUUAGUUUUAUACAGGCAUAUACUAUGUUGAAAGAAAUGCCUACAGAAGAAGAAACAUUAAAUAAAAUGGUGGAAAUAAUAAAUAAUUCGCAAUUGAAAGCUGAAGACUUGAAAGUUGCUGGUUACUUAUUGUACAAAAAGUUGCAGGCAGCUUAUUUCUACAAACCAAGUAGCACAUAUAAUGGAGAAAUCAGAUUGAUUAAAACUAACGAGAACUUUAUUCAACUAACGAACGAUUAUGGUUUGUCAGAGAUUUGCAAAAACAAAGUGCGAGUCGAAGAAUUCCCUGGUAAUCAUAGAAGCCUUCUAAUGGGAGACAGUGCAACACAAAUUGCAAAAAUUCUACGAACGUAAACUUUUUUCUACUCAUUAAAAUAUAAAAAAAAAUUGAGGGAAUAAUCUACUACAAUUAUAUCAUUAUUUAAAUGUGCAUAAAUGUUGCAUAGAUACAUUUUAUAAAGUAUCAAUGUACUAUAACAGAGAUCAUCAAAACUUAAUAUUUAAUAUUUAAUAUGAUUCCUACAUAUUCUUUGUAAAGUUCCUUUUGUACAAAUGUUUCUCCCUUGAGGUUUCCACUCGCAUUGUUCAUAUCAUUUGCAUUAUUAACUUACAUAACGGAUUUAUAUUCUUUAAUCAUAAAUAUUUUAAAUUUUAUGAAAUGAAAGGUAUGUGUCAAGAUAACAGUGUAUCUUUAGUUUCUGUUUUUUAAUUUGUAAUAAUUUCAAGUAGUACAAAGGGGUAUUACUACAAUUAUUUAAUGAAUCUUAAGUAUAAAUAUUUAUAGUACAUUUCAA